This is a messenger RNA of Apus apus (common swift), 5388 nucleotides long. RefSeq names its product MARVEL domain containing 2 (gene MARVELD2). Gene Ontology annotation, biological process: bicellular tight junction assembly. Gene Ontology annotation, cellular component: bicellular tight junction; cytoplasmic vesicle; apical plasma membrane. NCBI's taxonomy places the organism in Eukaryota, Metazoa, Chordata, Aves, Apodiformes, Apodidae. The record is from RefSeq and is a predicted model, not a curated record. The transcript is spliced from 6 exons. Bases 181 to 1785 code for a protein of 534 amino acids.
CGCAGGUGCAGGUGCCGAGCGGGGCCGGUUCGGCAGCGCAGCCCCGGGCGCUCUCGGGCCGGGUUCCUCACGCCCUCCGCGGCGGGCUCGCCCCUUGCCCCGCGCCGGGCGCGCCUCGGGCUGCGGCCGCGUGGAUGCGAGCGCCGGCGGGGAGCGCCUGAGGCCGAGCCGAGCGCGGCCAUGUCGAGGAGCGGCGGCUCGGGGGGCGGGCGUUCCGGCAGGGCCCUGCUGCCCCGCGGGGCCGGGCCGGGCUCCUCACGCCCUCGGGGCCCGGAGCCAGCGGCCACGGGCUCCCUGCCGCCGCCCCCGCUGCCCCUGCAGCCGCCCCGCGGCCCCGCGGCGGGCAGCCCCGGCCCGGGCCGGCCGGCCGAGCUCAAGCCGGUCCGGCGCUUCAUCCCGGACUCGUGGAAGAACUUCUUCAAGGGGAGACGCACCGGCGGCUCCAGCUGGGACAGCGCGGCCUCCGACAUCAGGUACAUUUCGGACGGGGUGGAAUGCUCGCCGCCGGCCUCGCCGCAGCACAGGUCGGUGCCCGGCUCCUGCCAGGACCCCUGCGGAGGCGCGGGCGGCAGCUGCGGGUCGCGGCGGGAGGCUGAAGCCAUGCUGGCCGCCGAGCCCUGCGGGUGGCCGGGGCGCCGGGCCGGCAGCGGCCGGACCCCCAGCGAGCGGCUGGAGGCCUAUCGGCAGCGCCACGCCUUCAUGAAGUCCUGGCCCGGGCUGCUCCGCAUCCUCGGCGUGGCCCAGCUCCUGCUGGGCGCCGCCGUCUUCGCCUGCGUCGCGGCCUACGUGCACAAGGACAACGAGUGGUACAACGUGUUCGGCUACUCGCAGCCCUACGGCUACGGGCCCGCCGGCGCCUACGGGGGCUACUCCUACAGCGGGCCCAAAACGCCCUUCGUCCUGGUGGCGGCCGGGAUGGCGUGGGUCGUCACCAUCGUGCUGCUGGUGCUGGGCAUGUCCAUGUACUACCGCACCAUCCUGCUGGAUUCCAGCUGGUGGCCGCUGACCGAGUUCGGAAUUAACGUGGCCUUGUUCCUGCUGUACAUGUCGGCUGCCGUCGUGUACGUGAACGACACCAACCGCGGGGGGCUCUGCUACUACCAGUUGUUCAAGACGCCGAUCAACGCGUCUUUCUGCCGGGUGGAGGGAGGCCAGACAGCAGCGAUCAUCUUCCUGUUCGUCACGGUGGUCAUGUAUCUCGUUAGUGCGGUGGUUUCUCUGAAGCUCUGGAGGCAUGAAGCAGCUCGGAGGCACAGGGAGUUAAUGGAACGGGAGAUGAAAACACAGUCCUCUCUUCCAGAAUACAAGUAUGAAAGUGAAGACAGACCAGGAGAAGAGGUCGCUUACAGGCAGCUUAAAUCCAUGGAAAGAAAACCAGAACUACUUAAUGGUCACAUACCUGCAGGCCACAUUCCUAAACCUGUAGUGAUGCCAGACUACCUAGCGAAAUACCCAGCAAUUCAAACAAACGAAAUGCGAGACCGGUACAAAGCAGUAUUCAAUGAUCAGUUUGCUGAAUAUAAAGAGCUGUCUGUGGAAGUUCAUGCUGUAUUAAAAAAGUUUGAUGAGCUGGAUGCAUUGAUGAGACAGCUUCCUUACCAUCCGGAAAGCAUAUAUGAACAAGAAAGGAUAUACAAAGUUCUGCAAGAAUACAAGAAGAAGAAAAAUGAUCCUGCAUUUCUGGAGAAAAAGGAGCGUUGUGAAUAUCUAAAGAACAAACUUUCUCAUAUAAAACAACGAAUUCAGGACUAUGAUAAAAUUAUGAACUGGAAUGUAGAAACUUAGCUAUGCCUUAAUUUUUUUAAUGCUAUUUUCUAUUUUUUAAAUCGAUUUUAAAUUAUUUAUUUACUCUCAAAACAGUACACCUAUGGGGAUCACUUAAUCACUUUGUCCUUUAUUUAGAUGUUGUACAUUACCAGUAGGUUUUUUAAUGCAGAUUGAUUUUUAAACCAAUGAAGUGAAGUUCUCAGAUAAGUUUAGAAAACUUGUGUUAGCUUUCUGCUUUUAUUAGACAGUACACUGUUUGGCCUCUUAAAUAUGGAUACUUUAUUUGAAAAUACUGCAUUUGCAAACUUGCAAAGCCCACCAGAGAAACCAGUUCUAAAUACCAUAUAAAAAAUUUGCACAGAAGUGCCACUAACAAUUGCAGAUUUUAUUUAUAGGUGACAUCUUAAUGACAUCAGGAAGACUGGAGCUGUUCUUUCUGGCUGGGGUUUGUUGCAGUGCUUCAUCAUGUUGAAUAAUUUUGGCAAGUUGACAGUUUGUUUAGUCAGACUUUUUUGUAUUGUAUUUCCAAAUGCUGUGUUGUAGUCUGAAAUAAUCUGGAAUUUUACCCAACAAGAGAUGCAAAGUAACUUCCUAUUUAAGCAGCCAUAGUGUAUUGGCGGUGGUGAGUGAGCAGGAUGUGUUGGGCUUCUGUUGUUUGGUUUUUUGCUUUUUUUUUUUAUUCCCCUCCUUAGAGGUGAUGCAGCACAUUUAUACAUGGCCUUAACGGAACAGAGGUACAGGAUGAGGUGCAUGUUAGCGUUUCAUUAGUGUUGCUAUCAGCCAGUAUGCUUCAUAUACCUUUUCUUAGUCAUCUUUGUAGGAAUCUGUGGGUUUAAAGGCAAAAUACUUCAUUCUUUACCAGCAAAUAACAGGACUUUUUGCCUUGGCAGCAGCUGAUGUGAACUCGGCAUGCGGAGAGUAAGUGCAGCAAAAACAAUUCUUGUUCAAAGUAUAAAUUAUUAGUAUCCUUUAUGAGGCUGGGUAAAGCAUUUUAAUAGAUAGGCUUUCCAGAGCAUAUCUGCAAAAAUUCAAUACACAUUUUUAUAUUGUAUCUUGGGGAUAGGUGUGUAUAUGCAGAUGUUUUUUAUAAGCCACUACAUUUUCUGUUCGUGUCCUUUCUCCAUCUUUGUUUACUAUUUUUUACUCAGUAAAAUUUUAGAGGCAUUGGUAAUUUCUUUGUACAGUUUUCUACAACUGCAACUUGUCUGCUCUGAAAUAUAUUUUAAUUUGAAAAAACCCCACACAGUGUAGCUGUGUUAUUCUGCUGCUUAUAAAGGCAUUUUGUUAGGAAAAGGUGCUCAGAUUAAGGUUUUUUCAAAUUUUUGUUAGUGAUACUUUUUUCUUUAAAAGAAAGUUUUCAACUUUUGCCUUAAUUUAAAGGCAAGGCAUCAGGAAAUCCAUUUCCAGAUUAGAAUGGUGGUAGCAGUACCACCUCUUUGUUCAGUGCCUUGUUCUGGCAGUUAAUAUCGCUUCUGCUCUUUGAGCCCUUAUCAUCACAUUGCAAUACUGAUGGCUACAAACCCACUUCCGUAUUUAUAAAGUUGACAUUCCAGUUUUAUCAGCCACUUCACUCCAAGAGUUUUAGUGGAUGAAGUAAUUAACACAAGACACCAUAGGAAUGCGGAGAGAAUUUGAAAACUUGGGACGUCUUAGGUCAAAAGCCUUCAGUCUCAUCUACCUGGAAGGCAUCUCAAUGUUUUCAUCAGUCUGAAAUCAGAUGACAGUCAGUGCUAUCCCGUGUUCUCCCUCUUUUCAGGUGCCUCUCUCUUUGCUCAGGUUUCUGUUAUUUUCAAAUAAGAAGAAACCUCUCUACCUUAUAAAGGAGCUGGGCUGAGUGUGCUGUAUACUUCUUAAAUUUUUCUUCAUAGGAGAGGUCCUUGUCCAGAUCCCUGCAAUCUAAAUGAUCACUCACUGUAUACUCAGGUUUCUUUUUAUUAUUUCUUUUUCCUCAGUGGGACUUUUGGGUAUCAGUACCAGGAGAAGAUUAGUCCAAGGUAAAGGAUCAACUGAUACUUACAAUAAAGUGCUAAAAAGAAGCUGGCUCUGAUGUUCUCUUUGGAGGAUUCAUAGUCUGCACCUUUAACAAGACUUUGUCCUGUAGGACACAGAGACCCAGCUUUAGGCUUCCUGUAACAGUGGUUUGAGUUUCAGUCUCUGAGAAACUGGCUUCUAGCCCUUCAGUGCUUGCACAGCCUCUGCAGAACUGUCCUGCUGCUUCUUUCCUGCCAAGUUUCCAACAAAUGGGUAGGGAAGGGACAAACCAUGCCUGUGGCUGGAACAAGGAAAUAAACAAAGCACAGAGAGCUAUGUGCAGACCAAUUCAUGUUUCCCAGCAAGGUGCCACAGGUGUGACUGAGUGGGUUUUUCCAAAAGCUGGAGAGAGAAGAUGGGUAGGAAUACUACCUUCUGACAGCCUCUUGGGGUUCAUACAGGAUUAGUGCAGUGCAUGAAGUGGGGUAUGCUGAUCAUGGAGCCCCAGGAGAAGGUAUUUACCUUCACAGCUCAGGAAGCCCACCAGGGCAGCACACUGCGACCAUUUCAGUGAAUUAUUUGCUCACUCCUGGAUCUGUCAUGGACCUCAACACUGCUAAGCAGGCACUUUGGGUGUAUAGAGUUGGUGAGCUGGUUUUGCUCUAACCUAGCAAUGGAGGACCAGAAAACAACUUGUCAACAGGGCUCUGACUGUGCCAAAGAAAAAAAUACUAGUCUAAGAAACAUCUUUGUCUCUCGGAAAAAUUGAGAUUAAUGGAAAUUGAAGUCAUUCAAAUGCAAGACAGAAAUUAGGAAUAAAUUGAGAAUUAGUUACAAUAGGAACUAUCAGGGAAAGUGAUGUCUUAAUGUCCUUACAGAACAGAAGGUAUACUUGAGACAAGUUACAUAAUUUAUUAGAUUAUGGUCACAUAGGUCUCUGUGCAGUCUCUAGUCUCAGCUCUGAAUUGACACUGUUGCAUGUUCGUGUGAGCACUCUGCUAUGUGGUCUUACCUGUGUGACUGGGUUUUUGCAGAAGGUAAUUGACAUUUAUUUGAAAUUUACCAAAUGAUACUUGCCUACAUCAAUGGGCAUACAGCAUAGCCUUUUAAUUCCAGCCUAUCCUCAGACACUGGGUGUAUGUAAUAGUUUUAUCCUUCACUACUUCCUCUUAGAAAAUGCCUGCCUGGCUCUACAGAUCAACAAAGGGAAGUGUCCAAGACAUAGAGGCUCCAGGAAAUAUCAUAGUUUUCAAACAGGACUUGAAUAAAUCAAUAAAAGGGCUUUUUUUUUUUAAAUCUUGAUAAACAGCUGGAUAUCCUUGAUCAAGAUAGCUGUGGCAACAUAUCCUAACUCUUUUCUACUAUGUACAUUUUUGCAAGGCAGAUGAAGCAGUGCCUGACAAAUGUAAUCAAAAGUUUUUAUCACAUAGUUGGGUGGACUUGCUUCCAUGAUAGUGUUAUCAGCUAAAAAUGCUUGUGGCAAUGACAAAGAUAAGUGGUUUGUCAUAGUAUUUAGUUUGUUAAUCUCAAAAUUGUGGUGGGGUUUGAAGCAUUUGGACAAUCAUAAUCUACGAACUGAUUGUAUAUCCAAUGUUCCUGUCUAAAAUUGAAAUUCUUGGCCUUGAUAAUAAAAAAAUCCCUGUUCUGAAA